GACCAGGCCCUAAAUAUCUUCUACCACCAACAGUUGGCAUCCUCAAUCAUGAUCCUACCAUCACCAGGGCCCCUGGCUACUCAUUUGGCUCAAGAUAUUCAUAUUCAUAUUCUCAUGGACCUGGUCCUUACUACGUAGACAGUGGACUAACGAACACGGGCAAAGAAAACAGAAGCGGAUUUACGCUACAUGGACGACCGAAGCGAUCUAUUUGGGAAGCAGCCUCGUCUAACUCGCCUGGCCCAGUGUAUGCCAUCAGCAACAACAUAACGGACAGAAAACCACCAGCAUAUAGCUUUGGCUGCCCUUACAAACCCAGCUACAAGACAGAGGGGCCAGGACCCAACGCCUACAUCAUCUCUUCAGACCUGGUCAGAAACCACAGGGCAGCGCUGAUUGGAUGUAGGAAUUCGGAUAUAACGAGUUUCUCCUAUGACUACGCACAAACACCUGGUCCCGCUCACUACAGCAACACAACCCCGAAUGUUCUCAAUGGAAGCCCGGCAUUUACUAUGGGACACAAACUGAAAGCACCAACUUGCAAGCUGAUCACCCCAGGGCCAAAUAGAUACAACCCCGGACUAGAGUGGACCAAUCCCAGGUCACCUAGAUUCUCCAUGGGUAUACGUCACCACGAAGACAUUCUUACGCUGGCUGAGGUCAGUGAUUAA
Messenger RNA from Candidula unifasciata, 671 nucleotides. Lineage: Eukaryota; Metazoa; Mollusca; Gastropoda; Stylommatophora; Geomitridae. The record is from the annotation of a GenBank genome assembly.